AGGAGGAGGAAGAAGAAGAAGAAGAGAAUCAUCAUCUAAUUAACCAUAUAUAUACAUAUAUCAAUUAUGGGAUUCGUAUUGGGGUGGAUUGUGGGUUUCGCAUUAGGCUUUGGAUUGAUCGUGGGCUUUGCUCGCUUCCAGACUACAAGAUCCAAAAGGCGCUGUGAUUUGGCAGAAGCAAUAGCAGGUUUAGCCAGGAUGAGUGUCCAAGAUUCCAGGAAACUCCUUCCCGAUCCAUAUUACCCUUCUUGGGUUGUCUUUUCACACAGACAGAAGUUGAGUUGCAUGUUAAAUUGGAUGAAUCAACUUCUUGACAAAAUAUGGCCUUAUGUGGACGAGGCAGCUUCGGAGAUAAUAAGGAACUCGGUGGAGCCAAUUCUUGAACAAUAUAGACCAGCAAUUUUGGCUUCUCUGAAAUUUUCUAAAUUGACUCUAGGGACGGUGGCACCGCAGUUCACAGGAAUUACGGUACUUGAAAGUAGUCAACCAAAAGAGCUAGUUAUGGAAAUGGAGUUGCAGUGGGAUGGAAAUCCUAACAUCGUACUUGAUAUUAAGACUAGAGUUGGUGUGGCACUACCCAUCCAGGUCAAAAAUAUUGGAUUUACUGGGGUUUUCAGGUUGAUAUUCAAACCAUUAGUUGAUGAGAUUCCAUGCUUUGGAGCAGUUUGUUAUUCCUUGAGAGAAAAGAGGAAUCUUGACUUUACGCUCAAAGUGAUUGGUGGAGACAUAUCAGCGGUUCCUGGAGUAUCUACUGCCCUUGAGGAUACGAUACGAGAUGCUAUUGAAGAUUCUAUAACGUGGCCAGUUCGUAAAAUUGUGCCCAUAAUACCAGGAGAUUAUAGUUACCUAGAGGUAAAGGCAGUUGGAGUUCUGGAGGUGAAGCUGAUUGAAGCUAAGGAAUUAACAAACAAAGAUGUAAUUGGCAAGUCGGAUCCCUUUGCUCAGAUAUUUGUCCGCCCUCUGCGUGCCAAAACCAAAACCAGCAAAGUCAUUGACAAUGACAUAAAUCCAAUCUGGAAUGAGCACUUUGCGUUUGAAGUUGAGGAUGAAUUGACUCAACACUUAACAGUGAGGAUUUACGACGAUGAAGGAAUUCAAGCUGCUGAGUUAAUUGGUUGUGCUCAAAUACCACUCUGUGAGCUUGAGCCCGGUAAGAUUAAGGACGUGUGGUUGAAACUGGUGAAGGAUCUGCAUGUCCAAAGAGAUAGGAAAAAUCGCGGCCAAGUGCAUUUGGAGCUGUUGUAUUGUCCUCUCAGCACUGACAGUAUAUUUUCGAGUACUUUUGAUCCAGACUUCAGAUUAACUUCCCUGGAGAAGGCCCUGAAACAAGUAACUGAGGACGUAGGAGAUUCCAGCUCUACUCCUCCUCCUCCUCCUCCUUCUUAUACCAAAAAGGACAUUAUAUUCAGAGGAGUUCUUUCCGUGACAAUAAUGUCCGCAGAAAACUUGCCAGCAACAGAUUUAAUGGGAAAAUCUGAUCCUUUUGUGGUCCUAACAAUGAGAAAGUCGGAACAGAAGUGCAAGACCAGGGUCUUAAAUGACACCUUGAAUCCUGUCUGGAAUCAGACAUUCGAUUUCGUAGUGGAGGAUGGGUUGCAUGAGUUACUAAUCAUGGAAGUUUACGAUCACGACACAUUUGGCAAGGACAAAAUGGGAAGAUGCUUGUUGACGCUGACGAGGUGUAUAUUAGAAGGAGAAUUUACAGAGAGUUUACAUAUCGAGGGGACUAAAUCAGGAAAGCUGAAUAUGCAUCUCAAGUGGACCUCACAAACCAUCAUCAAGGAAUAAUCACUCACAACAAACUUAAUUAAUAUUGUGUUACUACCUACAUCUCUCUCUCUCUCUCUAUCUUAUAUAUUUAAUUU
Messenger RNA from Sesamum indicum (sesame), 1865 nucleotides. RefSeq names its product synaptotagmin-5. Lineage: Eukaryota; Viridiplantae; Streptophyta; Magnoliopsida; Lamiales; Pedaliaceae. Gene Ontology annotation, cellular component: endoplasmic reticulum. The record is from RefSeq and is a predicted model, not a curated record. Gene Ontology annotation, molecular function: lipid binding.